GACCAACAACCGGCACCGGUAGCGCAACCACGUUUUUCGUUUGUCAGAUUUUUAUUUUGACUUGUACUUGUAGUCUGAUAACAAAUUGUGCAUACAUUCGACUGAAAUAUUUCAAUUCUAAUACAUGUCAGUGAAAAUACCAGUUGAGAUCGCGCCCAGUUGUAAUAGUAACCUCAGUUAGACCAUUUAUCACACCUGUGCCCGUGACUCUAGCACCAACUUUUUGUGGACAAGUACUUAUUCAAGAAGAUUUUUGUGAAUUAAUUCCCAAUCCAAUGGCGUGUAUUUCUGUGAGUAAUAAUCUCAUCGCUGUAACUGCGAAGUACAGCUCAAUAUUUAUGAGACUAUCAGAUCAGAAAUUCAAUCUUGUUGAAGCAGAACCUAAUCGUCCCAAUCGAUUCUCUGACGAUGCGAAAGAACUAUCCCUUGACGUCGCAUCCUCUGCAAUUUCGCCCUGUGGUAAAUUGUUUGCGUACUCUAUUAACAACAAACUCAUGAGUGUCUGGGACAUUGAUAAUUGGCAGCUUGUGGUAUCCAAGACGAUUCCGCGGGGAGCAAGCAAAAUCUGUUUCACAGCUGACAGCAAAAACGUAAUCGUGGCAGACAAAGCUGGUGAGGUUUUUUCAUUCAAUCUUGAUAGUGCUGAGGAAAAAGGAACUUUUCUUUUAGGACACGUCUCAAUUUUAUUGGAUAUGAUCCUAACCUCAGACAAUUUCAUCAUUACGUGCGACCGAGAUGAGAAGAUCCGGGUGUCUCACUAUCCGAACAGUUACAAUAUUCAGUCUUACUGUUUAGGUCAUGAAGAGUUUGUAACAAGCAUCAACCUAUUCAAUGCAAAUGCUAAAACAAUUCUCUCUAGUUCCGGUGAUGGGACACUGCGGUUCUGGAAUUAUCUGACUGGUGCAGAGCUGCGCGUCUACAAUUGCUCCAACGAUGUCCAACCUGACGCUGAAAAACCGAUUCCUGUCACCAAAGUGCAAGUGACACAAUUCAAUCCAACAUUACAUAUUGCCUGUGUAUCUCUACACAAACAUAGUGAAGUGUUGGUCUACCAUAUUACCAACAACUUAAAUGUAACCCUAAAUCAGCGUAUUUCUUUGCCAAAACCACCUCUAUACAUCCUCCUGACCGAAACCAAAGACUUGUGGGCCUUACACUACGAAGGGGUUCAAGUCUAUUCAUUAGACAGAAGUAGAAAAUCUUUUAUUGUGUCAUCAAAUAAUAAAUUCAAGUCUGCAUUGGAGAUCUUAAAUAAACAUUUAGCUGCAUUUAGUCCAUCCAUUGAAGAAAGUGGUGAAAUCGGUGUCCUGUACAAAAGAAAAUAUAAUGAAGUACAAGAUUAUCUGGAAAGGAAGAAAACAAGAAUCUCUGAGGAAGAUAGUGAUUCAGACGAUGGGCCUCCUCAAUAUGAUAAUCAACCUGUGGAAGUCUCUGCUUAAUGGUUCUGUACCCUCGAAGGGCAUGGACAUAGAUGAUGGGGACAGCACAAUUAACAUUUUAUACUGCGCUUACCAGAACAGUCAAGGCCUCAGAACUAGACGUCUUAAACUUGCCAAAAAUAUUGAGCUUCAUGAGUGGAAGUAAGUAAGCUCAUAUAUUUAAACCCAUGUAUUUUAAUCUUCGGUUCUUAAGAACAGAUUCAGGAGUUCGUUUUCAUCCAUGACCUAACUGUGACUGUCUCAAGAUCCAUCAGAGUCCCAAGCAUCUUGUGGGCAAUAUGAUGAUAGUGGGAAUAGCGGUUUCGCCACUUUAGUAUUUAGCGUUUUCAAAGACUUAGAACAAUUUUUAAUGGAAGAAGAAUACAAUUUUUGUUGACAAUAGUUUAAAGUUGUAACCCUGCAAUGAUUUAUGCAGAGAAGUAUGAGAAAUCAAUGUACUCAUUGUAAGACUUUCAUGCUGCGAAAUGCCCAAUCGGUUAUACAAACGAUGGGACAUUUUUUCUUUGUUGACUACGUGUUUCUGGCAUCCCAUUUUACAGUUCAAAAGUCUUGGUGAUGAUGACUUCUCAUAAUUUUUGGCAUGAAUAUUAUGCAGGCUCACAAAUGAGACGAUUUGUAAUGGUAUUCAUGUUCUUUUUCAAUUAAUUUGUCUCAUGUCCUUGAAAUUAAUUGGAAAGGAAACUAGCGAUAAUACUAUUCCCAUUAUCCUGAAAUCAUCCUUGUAGUCCUAAGCAGAAUAGGACAGAAUAAUAGAUUUGAAGCUGUUUCAUGUGAUGCUUUGGUAAUAUUCUGCAUUGAAUUUAAAUUAUUUUUUAGUAAUAGGCCACUCUGCUCGUCUAGAAAGUGAAAAGCCUGUUAAAAAUCAAACCCAUAUGAGAGCAAAUUUUAUUUAUUUCAUGUAUGAUAGGGGCGGUUCAAGUAUUAAAUUACAUAAGCAACUUAAGGGGGACAGGGGUCUGAGCUUUUCUCACUGGGUCCUACAAGGAAAGGGGAGUUCAGUCCUAUGUAAGCUUUCCACUUAAAAUAUGAAAUAACAUUUUCCAAUAAAAAUACAUUUUUAGCUACUUUUUAGGCAUUCUCUGUCAUUUAUGAACAGUUUGGGGAAGUGGCCCGGCUAGUUUCACACAAUUCGGAAGGGCUGUAAGACUGAGUGGGGGGUCUAAAAGUUGCUAAAUUUGCAUGAGUCAGUGUGCUCUAAAACUUGAAGAGCCUUUUUUAAAUCAACCUAUUACAAGAGAAAUUUUUUUUUCAGUAACCCCCCCCCCCCCCCCCCUCUUUUUCUCGUGAAAACCUCAGAGAAAAUAAUCCACAAAAAGGAAUCAUUAAUUAGGUAGUAACGGACUCAGUUCCAUUUUUGGGUAUUUUUCAACAAAGUCUCUCAUGCUAACUGACCAUCAUUCAAUAUAUGCCUUUCCCCGCUCUUCAGUUGAAAUCUACUUUCUGCUUAUAAAAUGCAGAUUGUUGCUCUUUUGUAUAUUCAAACCGUUUUGUAUCCAUUUAGUGCAUUUAUUCAUAUCUGACAAUUUUUUUUUAAUCCUGAUGAAACUAAUUGAGCACCGUUAAUAGUACUUGUCUCCCUAAAUUAAGUCUUCGGGUUCAGAGCUCUUUUUACCAAUGCUAUUUGAAGGCUAAAAUGUCGUUAAGUCCAAAGCAAUUUGUAGAAACUUAAUUGAAGAUUAAGAUAGCAGAGUCAAGUGUGUUAUUAUCAUGAACAAAUUAAACGUUAAAGUGAAAAAUUCAAGUUUUUGUUUAGAUCAUGUGCAUAGGUUAAAUGAUUAACUCUACUUUCAUCUUUAAUAUCUGCAUAAUUAAAAACAAAUGCGCAUUCCUAAGGUGGAAAAAGAAACUGUAAGUUUUUUCUUCAUCAAAGUAAAACUCUGGGGACCUAGCACCCAAUUGAAUUUUUAAUUUUAUAGUGAUUAGCUUGAAGCCACUGAACCUUGAUUGUUAUUUUAAUUAUUAAUAAAGUUUCGUUAAGAACAUGCAAAGGGCA
This is a messenger RNA of Bemisia tabaci, 3432 nucleotides long. RefSeq names its product tRNA (guanine-N(7)-)-methyltransferase non-catalytic subunit wuho. Gene Ontology annotation, cellular component: cytosol; nucleus; tRNA methyltransferase complex. Gene Ontology annotation, molecular function: protein binding. Lineage: Eukaryota; Metazoa; Arthropoda; Insecta; Hemiptera; Aleyrodidae. The record is from RefSeq and is a predicted model, not a curated record. Gene Ontology annotation, biological process: tRNA modification; RNA (guanine-N7)-methylation.